This is a messenger RNA of Rhopalosiphum padi (bird cherry-oat aphid), 1956 nucleotides long. RefSeq names its product multiple inositol polyphosphate phosphatase 1-like. Lineage: Eukaryota; Metazoa; Arthropoda; Insecta; Hemiptera; Aphididae. The transcript has 8 exons. Gene Ontology annotation, molecular function: acid phosphatase activity; inositol phosphate phosphatase activity. Bases 264 to 1694 code for a protein of 476 amino acids. The record is from RefSeq and is a predicted model, not a curated record.
CACAAUAUACGUUUAUUUGUCAACGACGGACAACAAGCAACUUUGACGCUGUCCCGCUGUAAUGCUGCGAUAGUGCGAUCCAGUCAGUUAUAUUUAUUAUACUAAAGACGUGUAAACUUGCUACCUCUGGCUCUAUUGCUGUCUCUAUCGGACCUCUACUUAACGCAUCCGACACCAAAUUUUGUGAUCCGCUCAUAUACUCAAUACAGUAAUUAUAUUCGGACACUAGCCAAUAGCGGAUUAUUUUAUCAAAACAUUGAAUAAUGUUAGUUUUUAUUGCCAUAUUAUUGUCGAUGACGCAAGUGCUUGCAGUAAAAUGGGAAUUAAAGUUUAUCGAUCCAGUUAUCCCAGAGUAUCCUGAGUCUAUGGAAAGUGUAAGUUAUCUGUUGGGGUCGAUGACACCUUACCAUGCACCAAAGACAUGUACGGAAUCUAAAGCAUUAUUAGUGAUGAGACACGGACCUAAAUUUCCGAAACAAAAUGUUAUGGAUAAAUUUAAAAAAUUAAAUGAUUUUCAAAAUAAACUUAAAAGUCUAUACUCAAAUAAUAAUGACGCCUUCAAGGCCUUAUCAACUGAUAGUCAAUUCGUUAUUGAAAAAAUAAUGAAAUGGGAAAAUAAAAUGACUAGUGACGAAGCAAAAGCAGCAAGCGAUAAAGGUAAAUUGACUACACAACAGUUAGGAAAAAGAUGGAAAACCAAAUUAAUAAAUAUGGUACUAAAUAUCAAAAAUGAAGAUAUAGAGUUCAUUUCAGCACCUGAAAACAGAUGCAUUAUUAGUGGUGAAGAGUUUUUAAGCGAGUUUCUCACAAUUAAAGGACAAUUAGUUGUAGAAAAAUUACCUGAAGUUAAAAAUAAGGGCAUAGACGAUUCUCGAAUAAAGUUGGCUAAAGGACCUAAAAUUCCUGAAACAGAAAAGAAUAUAGAAGAUCUUUAUUAUGAAAAAAUGUGCCCAGAAAAAGAAUGUGAUCUAAAAACAAGAAUUCGCAAUCUAUUAUUUCCAGAUGGAACCCCGGACUUUGAAGUAUCACGUGACGAAAUAACAAGCGAUGUGGUUUUAACAAUGUAUUUAGCAUGUGCAAAUAGUUUUGGGUAUGACUAUACAGAUAACGUUCAAGGACAUGCAUGGUGCACAUUAUUUAAUUAUAAAGAUAUAAAGAUGUUUGAAGGCAUGCAUGAUAUACAAUAUUACCAUAAAAAUGGAUAUUAUAAUAACAAAACUAAAAAUUUUGGUCUCCCAAUGAUGAAUGAAAUAUUGAACUUUUUAAAAAACACUACAACUAAAAAGUUCAAAUUAUUUUCUGCGCAUACCUCAAAUUGUCUAAGUUUAAUCACCGGAUUCCGUUUGUAUCAAGACGACGAAAAUCUGACACUCGAAAAUAUGACCAAAGAUAAUACAAUGAUUAAAAGAAAAUGGAGAAGUUCUUUUAUAGGCAAUUAUGCAUGUAAUGUAAUGGUUGUUGUUUAUAGUUGCGAACACACUGAAAACGCCGAAAACAAAGAACCACAGGAAGUUUCUAUUUAUUUAAAUGAAAAACCUUUAAUAAUGAUUUCUGAAGAAAAGAAAACGUGUACACAAUGUCCAAUAGAAGAUGUCAAGAACUUAAUUGAAAAAUUAUUGAUCGAUGCUAACAACGAAUUAAAACUAGCUGAGUCGAAAAUAGUAGAAGAUACGCCUGAUAAAUCUUCAAGUUGAAUUUAAUUAAUUCUUAGAAUAUUCAGUCAUUAUUUUAAGAAGAAUAUUAAACCAUUUCAUAUAGUUACACAAAUAAUCGUAAUCAAUUAAUGAUGAUGUAUUAAACUGUAGGUGAAAGACCAAGUUAAAGAAGCUUUUAUUCUCGGUAAAAAUCAAAAUAAAUACAUUUUAUAGUAAUUACAAUGUUUAAAAAAUAUUACAUAAUAUAAUCAAUAAUAUUAUUAUAGUGCCUUGUAGUAAUAAAUCUUUAACAUACAUAAUA